AUGAUUUGCACACAGACCAGGCCUAUGAUGCUCCACCGCACCUGCACAGCACCGGUGGCUCAUACUGGACCCAUGACUUUUCUCUUCCGGCCCGCCGCUCGAUCCGUCAGUGCACAGCAAGGAGCCUUUUCGAGGGAGGUCAUCCUGCAGCCACAACUGGUACCGGUGAUGCCAAAGGUGGAGCCUGUGGAAGAGGAAGUGGUGAAGGGUCUUCGAGACUGGCUGGAGAAAACUGGUCUUCUUCACCUGAAAGUGGGGAUUGAGGCAUGGGCCGAGGAAGAGGGUGCCGCCUUUCUUGAGGAAGUCACUGGGAACGCUGCAGACAUCGCCAAAGCCUUACAACUGAACAAGGAAGAGUCCAGUCGCUUCCAGGCCAAGUUGAAAGGACUUCCCGCACCCUUCGCAGCCUCGCGGGCGCGCCAGCCUAAGAAACUGCCCAUUGCGCCAUCGCCAUGCCCUGGCUGUCACCGCGAAGACCGAAUGCUUUGGAAUGUCACAAUUGCUUCGCAACACGAGGGCUGGGGUCGCAAGCGGAAUGAGUGCAACUACGCUUGUCAGCUUUGCCGACGACACAUCUCUCGCGCUCUUCAUGUGAAUGCCUGCAGGGAUUGCAAGGUGAUGUGGCAUGGCGACUGCCAACAGGCUUUGGCGAUCGAUCAGGUCGGAACUGGGAGUUGGGAAGCCAUGUUGAAAAGAGAGGCUUUGUUGGCCGGGCUCAAAACGGCUUGGUAG
Cladocopium goreaui is the source of this 732-nucleotide messenger RNA. NCBI's taxonomy places the organism in Eukaryota, Dinophyceae, Suessiales, Symbiodiniaceae. The record is from the annotation of a GenBank genome assembly.